AGAAGAGAAGAACACCGAGGCACCGACCGGUCCAAGUCCAACCCAGCCGUCCCCUCCGAUCCGGGGGACUCCUCCCCAUUCCCAACUCCUAAACCCAUCGCCGCCACAGGCACCAUCUCCCCCGGCCUCAGCAGCCGCCAUGGCCGACGGCGCCAACCCAAACCCAACAUCCACACCCAGGCAGAAGGCAGUCCCGGACUGGCUCAACAGCCCGAUCUGGUCCGCCCCUGCCCCUAGCCCGCGCCACCGCUCCCCCCCCCCCCCCUCCCCUCCCCCCCCUCCCCCUCCCAAGCCGCAGCACGAUCCGACCCCGCCGCCCCCUCGUCAACCCGCGCGGCGCGACGGUGCAAGCUCUGACUCCGACUCCGACAGCGGCGGCGGUGACGAGGGCGCGGCCACCUCGUCUCGGACCCACCUCGUCGCCGAGUUCAAAGCGGCGCUGGAAAGGAAGGUGGUGGAUCUGGCGGAGCUGCGGAGGCUCGCGUGCCAGGGCGUGCCUGACGACCCCGCCGUGCGGCCUGUUGUCUGGAAGCUUCUCUUGGGGUACUUGCCAAUGGAUCAUGCUCUGUGGGCGUACGAACUGGAAAAAAAGCGGUCCCAGUACAGUGCUUUCAAAGACGAGCUUUUGGUUAACCCUUCAGAAGUUACCCGAAGAAUGGAAAUGACUAUUUCAAAAAGGAAGGAACAUAAUUCUGAAGGAACUGGAUUUCUCCCAAGGGCGGAAAUCGUCCAGGACGAACAUCCUCUAAGCCUUGGGAAAACUAGUGUUUGGAACCAACACUUCCAGGAAUCUGAAACUGUAGAGCAGAUUGAUAGAGAUGUUAAGCGUACUCAUCCUGAGAUGCAGUUUUUCAAUGGCGGUUCUUCUGAUGCCUUGUCUAAUCAGGAGUCACUGAAGCGAAUACUUACCAUCUUUGCAAAAUUAAACCCGGGUAUAAGGUAUGUACAAGGAAUGAAUGAAGUUUUGGCACCUCUCUACUAUGUCUUCAAGAAUGAUCCAGACCAAAGUAAUUCUGCUUCAGCAGAGUCAGAUGCUUUUUUCUGUUUUGUUGAGGUGCUAAGUGGAUUUCGAGAUAACUUUUGCAAGCAGCUUGACAACAGUGUUGUUGGUAUACGCUCCACAAUCAGUAAACUAUCCCAGCUCCUGAAAAGGCAUGAUGAAGAGCUCUGGCGGCAUUUAGAGGUCGUAACCAAGGUUAACCCACAGUUCUAUGCGUUCAGAUGGAUCACCCUGCUAUUGACACAGGAGUUUAAGUUCCGUGACUGCAUCCACCUGUGGGAUGCGUUAUUAGGUGAUCCAGAGGGGCCCCAGGCCACCUUGUUAAGGAUCUGCUGUGCAAUGCUAAUUCUUGUUCGAAGACGGCUCUUGGCUGGCGACUUCACUGCAAACCUCAAGCUUCUCCAGAAUUACCCACCCACAAACAUUGACCACUUGUUGCAUAUUGCUAAUAAAUUGCGUGGGCUAGUUCCCUGCUGAAUGAUUUGUUCUUUUUUUUUCCAAUGUUGUUUUUAUGGUAGUCCGCUGUCCAGAGAUGAUGCAUUAAAUCUGUAAAUGAAUAUCCAUACGCACUUUUUGACCCAUUGUUUAUCGUGUAAUGUAUGCCUGUUAAAGCUUGCUGUUC
This is a messenger RNA of Triticum urartu, 1622 nucleotides long. Lineage: Eukaryota; Viridiplantae; Streptophyta; Magnoliopsida; Poales; Poaceae. The record is from RefSeq and is a predicted model, not a curated record.